Messenger RNA from Xenia sp. Carnegie-2017, 1400 nucleotides. RefSeq names its product carbonic anhydrase-like. The coding region runs from base 293 to 1210 and encodes 305 amino acids. Gene Ontology annotation, molecular function: zinc ion binding; carbonate dehydratase activity. The transcript has 8 exons. Lineage: Eukaryota; Metazoa; Cnidaria; Anthozoa; Malacalcyonacea; Xeniidae. The record is from RefSeq and is a predicted model, not a curated record. Gene Ontology annotation, cellular component: plasma membrane.
AUUGUUCGUCAUAAUAAAACCACAGGAAUUUUAUGGCUGGCUACACAAACAAAGUUUAAUAAAUAUAACGAAAAAUGAACGUGAUUGGACAUAACACACAUACAUAUUUCAAAUAACGGUUGACAUAUCGAAUAAUAAUUAGACAUAUCAAUAAUAACAUCGAAACAAAAAAAUCUCAUUGCAAGCCAGCAUUUCAGCGAGUUUGGACGGUUCAGACAGGUGACAAAUCAUAACUCAAAAAGAAUUUUUCUUCUGUAAAAAAGGUUUUAAAACUUUACUGUAACCGACGAAAAUGUUUUGCUCAAUGAUUCUGGUUCUCUCUCUCUUGCACUUUGCAGCUGGAGCUGGAGCCAAGUAUGAUUAUGAUUCGGCUGACUAUGGUGUUACUACAUGGGCUACGAGGUAUCCUAACUUCUGUAGUGGAACUAGACAGUCUCCUGUUGAUAUUGUUAACACAAUGCCCAACAAAAAUCUUGGCAACAUUAAGUUCGACAACUAUAUGCAAAAUAAUGUGGCUGUUACUGUAACAAAUAACGGUCAUACAUACGUGACGUCAAGCAUCAGUAACUAUAAUCCAGUCCCCUUCAUCAGUGGUGGUGGAUUACCAGGGACAUAUCAACUGGCUCAAUUUCAUUUUCACUGGGGCGAUGACUCAACUAAAGGAUCAGAACAUACGGUGAAUGGAAAGAAGUAUGCAGCAGAGCUUCAUUUGGUUCAUUGGAAUACGAAAUAUUCAAAUUUCAGUGAAGCUGCAGGAAAGUCAGAUGGUCUUGCUGUUUUAGGAAUAUUUAUUGAAGAAGGAGAAGCCAACACUUAUUAUGACUUUAUCAACCUUACAAGACAUGAUGUCACUUAUCCAGGUAACACCAGUACCACAGUCAUAAAAUCAUUGAUGGGUCUACUUCCCAGUCGAAAGUCAUUUUAUCGUUAUUACAAUGGAUCUCUCACGACGCCAACGUGUGACGAAGUCGUUACUUGGACUGUCUUCGAUCGCUCCAUUUCGCUUUCCAGGUCUCAGCUUGAACAACUUCGUGGUAUGAAAUACUUUACUUUCAGUAACACAAUAGCUCCUCUUGUGAAUAACUACAGACCUGUUGAACCUCUCAAUGGUCGUGUGGUCUACUUCAGUGGUGCUAGCCAUAUUUCUCAGAAUUUCUUCCUGUACUUCGCCAGUUUUACGAUGGUCAUCCUUGCUUUCUUGGAAAAAUGAACCACACGUUUUUGUAGCAUCAAUAACUUUUUUAAUCUUUGUUCAAAACUUCAUGUUUAUUAGUCCCACAUUUUUAACAAAAAUGAGCACUUUCACUUAAUUACUCACAGAACACGUUAUGUAGCAAAUAGAUUUUGAUCUUAUUGAUUUAUUUAAAGAAUCACAAUUAAAAUUUAAAAGUAUUUCUUAA